CAGCACAAUUAUUGACCUUGACAUAGAAAAUCGAUAUGUUGAAAAUUUUCGAAAUCGGACCAAAAUUACGCCCACUUUCAACUCCCAAAUUGCCCUCGCUAGGGCAGGCACCUUGUCGUUGGUGCGGGGGCUUAGCUGAAUUUCCGAUCAGCCCAUCUCUGGUCUGGGGUUUCGUGGACGCGCUCGUCGCUUCUGCGCUACCUUGUCUCCAGAUUGGGGCUGCCGGCAAACGGUGACCAAGAACUGCCACCUCCUAAUCCAGGGUGUUACGCGACACCGUGCCUAUUGGACGGUUUGCAGCCAGGAGGGAAUAAACCGGCUGUAAUAUAACGGCGCCUCUUCGACACCGGGCCGCAUCGAGGAGUAACGGUGGCCUUACCGCGACAUGGGGAGCUGGCGCGGUUGACCAGAUGAGAUCCUCUUUUACAACUUUGACUGCUGAGCUUGCCUAGCCGAGCUGGCAGUCGUACGAACAAGAUGAAUACAACUAAAAACCAUAAAAACACAAAAACAACAAAAACAACAAAAACCAACGCGAAAUCCGCGAAAACAGCUACAGCUACAGCUACAGCCACAACAGCUGCAACAGCCACAACAUCAGCAACAGCUUCUACAACAGUCACAACUACAGCUACAACAGCAGCAGCAGCCACGAAGACAGUUAUGUCAAUGGCACCAAAGGUACCAACGGCCAAGCUCGGCAGUACUAUGCUGGGCGAAAGUAAAGGCACCAGGCGCAGGGGAGGCUUUCUUGCGAGCCUAUCCGAGGAGGAGGCUGCCCUUUUUAUUGAACACGCCAGAGAAGAUGAGAGGCCAAGCACUAGCAGUGGCGGCGUGGAUCGGGCGCAGCUUCGGUCGGAGGGCACCAAGGGAGCAGAGGCUCUGGCCUCAAAAAAUAGGCACCGAUCGCCAAGCAGGAACCGGGAGGCCAGUCGGCGUCGCUCCAGGAGUCGUGACCGCUUCGGGAGCCAUGACCGCUCUGGGAGCCGAGGCCGAUCCGAGGGUCGGCAUCGCUCGAAGAGCAGGCAUCGCUCAGGCAGUGGGCACCGCUCUAGCAGUAGGCACCGCAGGUCUCCUAGUCGAACCUCAUCGCUCGAGUCAGGGUGGCAGCUGCAAGACAGCAAAAAGAGAAGCCGCAGGUGUAGACCGCCUCCACUUCCGCCCUCCGGUCAACCGGGAGCCCUUGACGACCACCAUCGAGCUGGUCUUAGUGGGUCGGGAGUCAAGUGGUAUCUCCGGUACCUGGAGCAGGGGAAGAAGCCGAGCGUAGCCCGCGCAAUGGCGGAAGUAAGACAAGAGGUGGAGAAAGAGGCACAAGAGAGUGGUAAGACGGCUGCAACCGCUGGUAUGCAGCAGAGAGGUGAACUACCCGCGCCUGCUGAAAAGCAGAGAAGCGGGCAACAGCAGCAGAGACCCGCGCCCGCCAAAUGGCGGAGAAGCGGGGAACCCACAGGUACCACAACAGGCUCAACAACAGCUACUCCAAAACGCACCAGCCUACAGGUCACACCACCUGAGCCACCGUCCCCCAAACGGCCGCGGGGGCUCCCACCCCCUCCAACAGAGUCUAGGGGCUUGGAUGGGUCCGCGGGCCAGGGUCAGCCACAGGAGGGAAUCACUAAGCAGCCUAGCUAUUCGGAUGCUCUUAAAGGCAUCCGGGUGGCUGUACUGCCCUGUGAUUACCCUGCUGCUGCCCUAAGCCCUGAGGACCUGACCAAACUCCAGGACGCCAUCAUGGAUGAGGUCCUUAAAGGGUGGAAGCACGCACUGGUCUUUUGUGGGGUAUUUUUCAGGUCAGGUAUGCUCCUUGUGGACUGCAAGGAUGAGCGGACCGCAGCAUGGCUGGUGGAUAAGGCACCAAACAUUGAGGGAUGGGAGGGGCCCGCGUUAUGUACCAAGAGGGGGGAUGAUAUCCCGCCGGUGCAUAAUAUCUCGGUGUUCUUCCCAAGAUGCGCCGAUAAAUCGGCGGAGUACGUGCUGGGGCUCAUCAAGGCCCAGAAUGAGGACAUCCACACUGCUGCGUGGAAGGUGGUUUCAUGCGGCGCCGAAGAUAACGGUCUCAGGCUCAACCUGGGGAUCGAUGAGGCGUCGUAUGUCAGCAUUAAGAGGGCCGGAUUCACAAUCAACUUCCGGUACAGUUUUGUUACGGUGCGGCCAUGGCGGCAUAAGACGACAGGCAGCAAGGAGUCAGAGUCCCAAGACAUGCAAGUCGACGAGACUACUGACUCCACUGCUGCCCCAGCGACCGAGUCGACCACGGCCCCACUGGGAGAUCAGCUAUCGGAAUUAGCACAGGCACCAGCUCUUGUGAGCGCUCCCGGGCCAAGUGUCACCGACUACAUGCGCACCACACAAGAGCUCCUAGCGGACAUAAGCAGGCUCGAACUCGACAGAGAGGGCGAGGGUGAGGCACGGCUCUCGAACAUCGAGGACGAGCCCCAACUAUGAGCCCAACAGCGCUAACAGUAGCCCAGGUCAACUUGCAUCACGCGGUGGCCGCCUCGGCGAUCAUUGCAAGCAGGUUUGCCACGGAGGACCUGGGAAUCCUACUGAUUCAGGAACCGUGGACCUACAGAGGCCAGGUGAGGGGCCUCAAUCAUAACAACAAUAAGGUAAUUUGGGACCUUUCCUGCGAGAGGCCCAGAGCGUGCGUAGUGCUAAAGAAUAAUAUUAAUUACUUUUGCAUUACAGAAUUUCUUACACAGGAUCUGGUAGCGGUCCAAGCUACCUUAAGGGUCAACGGGAAGGAACUGGAGGUGGUCUUGGCUGCAGCCUACUUUCCGGGGGACAACGCCAACGUGCCGCCUCUUGAGGUACAGCAGCUGCUGGAAUUUUGCCGCAGGAAACGACUUCCGGCGAUUCUUGGCUGCGAUGCGAACGCCCACAAUAUAGAGUGGGGCAGCUCGGACACAAACCGUAGGGGAAUACUAUUAUAUUCCGCGUAAGGGUAAAAAAUGCCCUAGUGGAAAGCUGUACGGGAAAUACGUCAAUCAACGCAGUAAGAAAAGGAAGACAACAUACCUUGAACAAAACACACCACCACCUGCUAGUACUAAGACUAAUCCUUCCACCAAAAAUUACGAAGUUCCUGAAAUUGAUUUUACGAUAUGUAGAGCAUUAAAAGCAACUCUCAGCAGAAGCAUUGCAGAUUGGAAUGAAGUCAGAGAUAAAUGGCAAAAGACAUUUAGCUUGCGACAGAAUGACUUAAAGGAACUGACCAACAUUGAUUUUCUCCAAGCCUGGCCCAAAUAUUCUGAUUCGCGGGCUCCUGACUUGAUAAAACUUGACUUUAAGAUCAUGUACCCUGACAAGGAGGAUUGUUUGUAUUCGAAAUGGGAAAUAUUUACGGAAAAAAUUCAACGAUUUUAUGAAACUAAUGUACACAACGAUUUCUGCAAACAGCUCUUUUCUCUUGCUAAAGCUUCAACGAACAAAGAUACGCAAGACUACAUUCUUACAACGCUGCUGAAUGGAGUUCUUCCACCUUCAUCAAGGUUUCAAAGUUCGUGCGGAAAGCUAAGAAAGAAAGCAACAAUAGCAGACUGGCAACAAAGCUUUGUUUUUCGAUUAACUUCAAUCAACGAUUACGAAAGGAAAAUUACUGAGUUGAUAAGUAUGUACUAUUCUGUAGGAAUGACAAUACAGCCUUUUAUAAUUGUGGAAGGAAUAGCUGAGGGUGAUAUAAGAGGAUUUUAUAUAUAUUUUGAUAAAACAUUGUAUAACUUUGAGUCGUUUCUAGAAUGCGUAGAUAUAUGUUUCAAAAUCUUUCACACUCUUUGCCUAAAAUAUCCUCAGGCAUGCGAAACUUCUUGGGUUUUCUUACAACAGUUUUUUUUUUAAUUUAUACUGAAUAUGACUACAAGUCGGCAAAUUUAACGUCUCUUUUGAAUUUCAUGGCAUAUAAUUAAUUGCUUUAAAAUGUUUAUUUGCUUCAAGAGCCACAAAAAAUGUGCAGAAAUUUAUACCUUAAUAUAUCAUUUUAAAGUAGAUCAUAAGCUUUCUACGAAACUUUUACGACUGCAAUGCAAGCAAGAUAACUGUAAUCAAUUAUUUACAAAAAUUUAAAAACACAUACGAACCAAACGUAACUCCAACUGAAGCUAUAACGAUACCAAUUUUAAGUAAUAAUUUAAGUACGGAAACAGAACCUCAAGAUGUUGAUAAUUCAUCAAUGCAAAAUAUUGUUAAUGAAAGUAAAAAUCUAAAGAAAAAGGCACUGUAUUUAUCUUUAAGUUUGUAUACUCAAAACAAUUUGCCUAGGAAACAAGUAAUCGAUAUUCAGACUAUGGUAUCUUCUUUGCUUUUGUCCGUAUCCUUUACUAUUCAGCAUGUAUUAAGCUCAGAGGCUAUCAGUGAUGUCAAUGUAGACUUACAAUUAUUGCUAGAGUUUUGCAAGAACCCGUUUCAGGAAAUAAGUUCCGAAUAUAUGCUUUUUUAGAUAUUAAAGGAGCUUAAUUUAUAUGAACAUCCAAAGACUAUAAUCAUAAAAAAAUCUGUUACUGAAACAACAAUACACGGGAACCCAACCUUUACUCUUAAAUCUUUCGACAUAUAUAUUAUGCCUUUAAAUUUUCAGUUCAAAGCUAUUUUUGAGAUUCCAUGCCUUGGAGAGCACAUUACAGAACACAGAAAGAUACUUGAAAGAAAGUAGUUUACAGAACUUUGUUAGCGGCGAAAUAUUUAAAUCACGAAAAGAUUCAAUCUGAGCUAGUUAUACCAUAUAUUCUUUAUCUUGAUGAUUUCCAAAUCAACAAUGCGCUUGGCAGUCAUACUUACUCGAUAUGUGGAUGCUAUUUUAGUUUUCCGUCAAUGCCAAAACAUCUGUUAUCAAAACUAGAAUACAUUUUCCAUGGAGCUUUCAUUUCAACAAAAACAGUUAAAUGCAGUGGUGUUGAGAACUCGUUUUAUUACCUUGUAGAAGAGUUAAAGCUUCUUGAAGAAGGCAUUGAAAUUUUAACAAAAAAUGGAAAUAAAA
Molecule: messenger RNA, 4975 nt
Organism: Rhagoletis zephyria (snowberry fruit fly)
Lineage: Eukaryota; Metazoa; Arthropoda; Insecta; Diptera; Tephritidae
Product: serine/arginine repetitive matrix protein 1-like
Source: RefSeq, a predicted model, not a curated record